AUGAAGUCAUUCGCCCUUUCCACGGCUGCGCUUAUCGCAGGCCUUAUCUCGACCACCACUGCGCAGACGCACACCGACUGCAACCCGCUCAACACCACAGGAUGUCCCGACAUGGAGGCGCUUGGCGGAAACGCCACCUUCAACUGGAACAAGACCGGUAUCCCGAACAACGACAAGAUCUGGCGCAUGCCCAACCAGGGCAAGAUCGACUGGAACGAGAAGGGCGCGACCUUUGCCAUUGAGCGAUCCGGCGACUCUCCCACGGCGAACUCGGUCUUUUACAUGCUCUUCGGCCGCCUCGAGGUAGUCAUGAAGGUGGCUACCGGCAAGGGUAUCAUCUCCAGUGCCAUCCUGCAGUCCGAGGCGCUCGACGAGAUCGACUGGGAGUUCCGCGGCGACGACAAGAUGAUCCUGACCAACUACUUCGGCAAGGGCGACACCGAGACCUACGACCGCGGCAAGGAUUUUGAUCUUGGCUUCAACCCCCAGGACGGCUACCACAACUACACCAUCGACUGGACAAAGGACCGCAUCAAGUGGUAUGUGGACGACAAGGAGGUCAGGGAGCUCACCCCGGACGAGGCUAAGAACGGCACUCGUUACCCUCAAACACCCAUGAACGUUCGUCUCGGAUCGUGGGCUGCGGGUGACCCCAACAAGAACGACCCUGGUGUUAUUGAGUGGGCUGGUGGCGUGACAGACUUCGACAAGAGCCCCUACAUCAUGACUAUCCAGUCCGUCUACGCGGAAGACUACACCAAGGCUGCCAAGUACUCGUGGGAGGGCAUGGACGCAUCUGGUGACUGGGAGAAGGUCAAGGUCAUCCAGGGCAAAUCCGAAACCCUCGAGGAGAUCAAGUCUCCCCACGGAGUCAGGAACCGCUUCAACGACCUUUCCAAGGGCGCCAAGAUCGGCAUCAUCGCCGGUAUCCUCGGAUUCGUAGCCAUUGCCUCCAUCAUCAUCCUCUUCUGCUGCAUCAAGCAACGCCGCGCAGGCAGGAAGGAGGCGCAAGCACUCCUCGCCGAAGAGCAAAAGGAGGCUGCCGAGCUGAGCGAGUACAAGGCGCAGAUGCAGGCCGGCAGGUUUGCCAUGGGGUCCAACAACCGCGUCUAG
Messenger RNA from Alternaria ventricosa, 1113 nucleotides. RefSeq lists its product as uncharacterized. Gene Ontology annotation, molecular function: glycosyltransferase activity; hydrolase activity, hydrolyzing O-glycosyl compounds. Gene Ontology annotation, cellular component: fungal-type cell wall. The coding region runs from base 1 to 1113 and encodes 370 amino acids. Lineage: Eukaryota; Fungi; Ascomycota; Dothideomycetes; Pleosporales; Pleosporaceae. Gene Ontology annotation, biological process: fungal-type cell wall organization; carbohydrate metabolic process. The transcript is spliced from 3 exons. The record is from RefSeq and is a predicted model, not a curated record.